AUGUUGUCCGCACAAGAAAAGAAAGAAAAGGAGCAGUUCUUUCGAGACCUAGAUCGUUUAGGCGACCUUGACGAGGACACACAGGAAGAGGUGACCCUGAGCGUUCCCGUACCACCACUUACGGACCCCCAAACUAAGCCGGCAGUCAGCAUGCCUAGAGCAACGCUAGCUCCGAGUAAAGCAGUCAUCGAAGAGAAGACACCGUUGAGCCAGAAGAGGAAGCAAUCGGAGGACGCUGCACAGCCGGAUCAAAGAGCAGUACGCCAACCUCGUUUGGCCAGGUCAUCCACUCUUCCCGAGCAGCAACCAGCCCAGAAAGGACGACCGAUACCUCGUCUAGAAAGGGCGGCGACUGUGCCCGAGAAAGGCUCGACCAAGGCUAAACAUCCUAAGUUGAGAACAAACUUUACAGACCUUUCGAAUGUCCAGGCGCGACUCAAAGGUGAAGGUCGACCAAAGCUCAAACAGCUUCCAAAGUUCGCGGCAAAAAUGAAGCCAGUCGACCCGGACAAGCAGAUCUUCAAGGGUCUCGUCUUCUACUUCGUACCCAACAAUGACGAUGAUUCUGGAGCACGCAUCCGCAUACAUCAGGCGAUCCAGCACGGUGCGCAAUGGACGCACGAAUUCUGCGGAGAAGUCACUCAUAUCAUCGUCACCAACAACGAACUCGACGUGAAAGCUGUGGCCAAGUGGUUUUCUUCACAGGAAAUACCAAAAAAGCCUCCCCUCUUGCGCAUCAGUUGGCUGCUGGAGAGCUGCAAAUCUCGGUAUUUGCAGGAAACUCACUGGGAGCGCUUCCAGGUUCCCGGGUGGAAAGCUUUGCAUCAUCCGAACGAGGUCGUUCUUCCACUUGUUGCGAACGCGGAAAUUCCUGGCCUUACAAUCGACAGGUCCUCACAUGCGAAUGCGGCUCUGCAGGACUUAAAGCGUGAUGACAGUUCAAGACGUGAACCUGAACACCUUAAUCAGAAGAGCGACAAUGAAGCCGCCGUGGAUAUUCUUGAGAUUGCGAUUAGGGAUGUUCGAGGGGGUGCGGAUGUGGCUGCGGCUUCCGACCCGUGUGAAGAUUCAGAAAGCGGAGACGAGGAUGCAGAACGUCAUGUUGGCGAUCCAAGAGGCUCCAAUGCCAACACCGCUACCAAGGUCUCGAAUAACACCGGCUUCUUAUGCAUGGAAAGUCAUACUGCCAUAGCCAGAGGCCCGAACGCCAACGCUGCGACUAUCGAAAAGUUGCAGGAGAUGGUAACCAUGUAUGAGAGCAGAGGUGAUCAAUGGCGGACCAAAGUUUUCCGAGAGGCAAUCGGGAAACUGCGCCGGCACAGUCAACUGAUUCGGACAAGUCAAGAAGCUCGGAAGAUCGGACUGGGUGAGAGUGUUGCUGCCCAGGUCGAGGAGAUUGUGUCGACAGGCCGGUACAAGCGGCUGGAAUAUGCACAAAAUGACCCCAGAACUCAAGUCCUCAAGUUGUUCAAGGGAGUCUAUGGCGCCGGGGAGGCCACAGCUCACAGCUGGAUAGCCCAAGGCUUCCGAACGCUGCAGGACCUCCAAAAAAGUGCCGACUUGACGCCCAACCAGCGGAUCGGGCUCCAACAUUAUGAUGACUUCCAGCAGAGAAUCCCUCGCAAAGAGGUCGAGCAACAUGCCGCCGUGGUGGAAAGCGCCCUGAAAGCUGCAGACCCAAAACUUCAGCUGAUCAUCGGAGGGUCGUACCGAUGCGGCAGCAAAGACUCGGGUGAUAUCGACUGCAUCAUCACCAUGGAAGGGGCGGACAUAGUCCGUAUUCGUACCUUGAUGCUCGAUACCGUCAUGCCAGCUUUGUCAGAUCAAGGCUUCUUGAAAGUGGCACUUGCCACUGGACGUUCUUCCGGGGACGAUACUUCGAAAUGGCACGGGGCAUCAGCACUUCCUGGUAGCGAGAGGUGGCGACGUAUCGAUUUCCUAUUCGUACCAUGGGAGGAGCUUGGAGCAGCAUUGAUCUACUUCACAGGCAAUGACCUGUUCAAUCGAAGCAUCAGAUUCCUCGCAGGGAAAAAAGGAAUGCGGCUGAACCAACAUGGCCUAUGUAAGCAUGUAAUGAAGGGUGCUGGGCGCCAGCGAAUUGAUGAUGGGGCGUUAAUGGAAUCACACGACGAAAGAAGGAUCUUCCAAAUAUUGGGAGUACCGUACCGCCCACCAGAGGAACGGAACAUAUGA
Molecule: messenger RNA, 2193 nt
Organism: Cladophialophora yegresii CBS 114405
Lineage: Eukaryota; Fungi; Ascomycota; Eurotiomycetes; Chaetothyriales; Herpotrichiellaceae
Exons: 3
Coding region: 1-2193 (730 amino acids)
Biological process (GO): double-strand break repair via nonhomologous end joining
Cellular component (GO): nucleus
Molecular function (GO): DNA-directed DNA polymerase activity; DNA binding
Source: RefSeq, a predicted model, not a curated record